CGCCGCGUCACCCAGCAGACAGGCAAGGGCAAGAUCCACCGCAUGUACACCCUCAUCGUCGUCGGCGACGGCAACGGCCUCGUCGGCUUCGGCGAGGGCAAGGACGAGGAGGCCCCGCGCGCCGCGGAGAAGGCGCUCGCCGAGGCCGUCCGCAACAUGGACUACGUCGAGCGCUUCGAGGACCGCACGAUCUGGACGGACAUGGAGGCCAAGCUCGGCGGCACGCGCAUUCUCCUCCGCCCGCGCCCGGUCGGCUUCGGGCUCCAGUGCAACCCGAACGUGCACCAGGUGCUCAAGGCCGCGGGCAUCAAGGACGUCAGCGCCAAGGUGUGGGGGAGCAGGACGCCGCUGAAUGUGAUCAAGGCGCUGUUUAGGAUGCUGCAUGCGGGUAAUGCGCCGCUCGCGAUGGGCGACGGUGUUGGCGGGCGCGGUAGGCGCAUGGAAAAGGGCUCGGGGCUGCGCAGCAAGGACGCGAUGGAGCGGGAGCGCGGGCGCAGGAUUGUUGAUCUGCGGACGUGGUAA
Molecule: messenger RNA, 522 nt
Organism: Coniophora puteana RWD-64-598 SS2
Lineage: Eukaryota; Fungi; Basidiomycota; Agaricomycetes; Boletales; Coniophoraceae
Product: ribosomal protein S5 domain 2-like protein
Exons: 1
Biological process (GO): translation
Cellular component (GO): ribosome
Molecular function (GO): RNA binding; structural constituent of ribosome
Source: RefSeq, a predicted model, not a curated record